Messenger RNA from Diplodia corticola, 768 nucleotides. Its product is annotated as autophagy-like protein 12. The transcript is spliced from 4 exons. Gene Ontology annotation, biological process: nucleophagy; C-terminal protein lipidation; autophagy of mitochondrion. Gene Ontology annotation, cellular component: cytoplasm; phagophore assembly site membrane; Atg12-Atg5-Atg16 complex. Bases 1 to 768 code for a protein of 255 amino acids. The record is from RefSeq and is a predicted model, not a curated record. Lineage: Eukaryota; Fungi; Ascomycota; Dothideomycetes; Botryosphaeriales; Botryosphaeriaceae.
AUGUCUUCUUCUCCUCCUCCGCCGCCUGCAGCCUACACCGUCAGUGGCGGCGUCACAGGCGCAUCCGAUUCACCCGCUCCGCAAUCACCGGCCGUCGCGGCAGCACCGGCGAUGGAAUCCUCGCCUUCCACCCCCGACGUUCCUUUCCGCGCCGACGAUGGCCAAGGAGAUGGGGGAGGAGGAGGAGGAGGAGCGGCAGGGGCCGGCCCGGAUCUGCCGAUGACCAUGCAAGCGUCGGUGAUCUUGACGAAUUUGCCUAAGGAUGCGAAGAGCGCGCUAGACGGCGCGGGGGAAGUGGGUGUUGAGAAGGUCAAGAUUCGCUUCCGCGCGGUUGGAUCGGCACCCGGCCUCAAUCAACCCGUCAGAAAGCUAUCCUCGACCGCCCGCUUCGAGUCGGUGGUGCGAUUCUUGCGCAAGCAGCUCCGCCUUCAGGAUCACGAGAGCGUCUUUUGCUAUGUCAACAGCGUGUUCGCGCCUGGGUUGGAUGAGGGCAUCGGGAACUUGUGGAGGUUUAUCAUGAUGCUUGAGAGAGGGUCUAAUUGGCAUGGCUUUGCAGUGCUUCAAAACCAAAGACGAACUUGUGGUCGCGUAUUCGAUAACACCAGCAUUUGGGUGAAACAGCAGUACGGACAGAGCAGGCAUUUCCCAACAACACCCAACGCAUGCAGUUCUAGGGACAUAAGAGACAACGACGCCCUCAAGAGGGGUAGCGACAGGGUAUAUCAUACAGCAGCAGACAAAGCGCACAUGACCACCAACAAUCAAUGA